Molecule: messenger RNA, 2681 nt
Organism: Dictyostelium purpureum
Lineage: Eukaryota; Evosea; Eumycetozoa; Dictyosteliales; Dictyosteliaceae
Exons: 3
Coding region: 117-2564 (815 amino acids)
Molecular function (GO): protein binding; guanyl-nucleotide exchange factor activity
Source: RefSeq, a predicted model, not a curated record
AAGGACACAUAGUAUUUCCAUAAACAUCUGGGAAUAUUAUAUAAAUAUAAAUUUAUUUAUUUUCAUUACUAUACUUAAAAAUUUCUUAUUGUUUUUAAUUUAUAUAAAUUAAAAAUAUGGGACCAAAAAAAAAUAAUAGAAAUAAAAAAAAUAAUAAUAACAAAGGUAGCGGCCAAGUUCCAAAAGAAGAGAGCACAACACCAGUAUUAACAACUGUAUCAGUAGAGUCAAGUGAUAUUAAUAAAGAGAUCAGUAAUGAUAAUAUUAUAAUAGAACAGCAACCAGAUGUCAUUCAAGAGCAAUCAAGUUCUGAAUUAAUUUCUACCACACCAGAUGUUAUUUUAGAAGAGAGCGAUGAUAAAAAAACAGAUCAAGAAAUAAUUACCAAAAAAGAAUUGCAAUCAUCAUUAUCAGCAUCUAUUGACAAUGAAUUAAAUAGGCAAAAGGGCUCAGUAUCAUCACAAACACAGCCAUCAGAAUCUUCAGAAAAUUGUAAUAAUAGUAAUAAGACCACCAAAACCACCACAACCACUACCACAACCACUUUAAAAUUGGCAUCAAAUAAUGCAAACAAAUUGGUUAAAAAUAUCACAGAUGCAUUCACAAGAGCUUCAGAGUUAGAAGAGGAGCCAUCAUCACCAAAAACAAACCAAGAAUGGAAACAACUAUACUUUUUAAUCAGCAAGCAAUUAGGUUUAGAAAGAGUAAAAUGUGAAACAUUGGAGGGACUAAUCAUCCAAAAAGAUAAGGAGAAUCAAUCGUUAAUAGAGCAAGUCAAUAGAUUAGAGACAGAGUUAUUUUCAGAAAGAAGAAGAAUUAACAGAACUAUCGGUACAACAAAAUUACAAACUAGAAAGCUUCUAAGUACAGUUAAAUUUGAUCAUAAUAUCGAUAUUGCAUCUAUUAUUGAAGAUUUAAAUAACAUUGACUCUUCAAUUUCAGCAUCUCCAUCAUUUGCAGACGAAUUGACCUCGGCUUCAAUUAGUAACAGUGCAAGUAACAGUUUCACAGAGUUCAAUGGUGACCAAUUGUUACAUAAAUUAAAUAAUACCUAUCACUCAUCAUCAUCAUUAAUUAAUGCACCAAUAAGCACCGACGGUAAUGGAAAUACACUUACUACAUCAUCAGAGCGUCCACAAUCAAACCUUGUAACAAGCAAUAGCAGCAAUGGCAGCAUCGGUGGCGGUAAUGGCUCAAUAAGAUUAUCUGUUUCUAAUACUUCAAUUAAUUCAUUAACUUCAUCAGCUUCACGUGCUAAUCUUACUAGUCUUGCUUGUGCCAGUUACUCAAGUAAAGAAGAUGUCGAAAAGAUCACAUUGGUUCAGUCAUUAGUUCGUAAAUGGUUAGCUAGAAAGAGAUACAAGAAAUUAAGAACAAAGAGAGCUAUUGUCGAAGAAUUAUAUGAAACUGAAUCUACCUAUGUCACUCAUUUAUCCAAUUUAAUCAAAGUUUUUGUUCAUCCAUUAAAAGCUAAAAAAGGUGAUUCCAUUUUACCAACUGACGAAUUUGAUUCUAUUUUCUCAAAUAUCACAUCAAUUUAUAAAUCAAAUUCUUUCUUUUUAGAUCAAGUCGAUGAAAUAUUUAAGAAAUUUAAUAGAUGGUCAUGUUUUGGUGAUAAGUUAUUAAAAUUAGUACCAUUAUUUGAUUGUUAUGUCGACUAUAUUAUAAACUACGAAUAUGCCUUAAAGAACCUUAAGAGGGCUAUUUCUAGUUUUUCAAGCUUUGCCAAUUUUGUAAAGCAAGGUAAUUCAAGAAAAGAAUUGGAUGAUUUAGACCUUGAAGAUCUUUUAAUUAUGCCAGUACAAAGAGUUCCACGUUAUAUUAUGUUGUUAAAAGAGAUCAGAAAAUAUACACCACUUUACCACAACGAUUUUAAUUCAAUUGAUAAAGCAUUGGAGGCAUUCAAACACUUUGCUGCUAGUGUAAAUAAAAAGAGUGGUGCUAGAAAGAUGGUACUUCAAUUGGAGGAUAGAUUAUUAAACUAUAAAGAUGACAUCACUUCACACUCUAGAAUUUUAAUUAGAGAGGGCCCAAUCAAAUUUAAAAAGAAUCAAGAGUAUGCAUUCCUCUUCAAUGAUAUGGUAGUUGUUGUCCAUCCAACACAUUCAAAGAAAGUAAAGAAAUCAUUAUUAGCAACAAGUGAUAAGAAUUCCGCUGAUAAGGUUGCAGAUGGUGCCAAUGGUAGCAACAGAUCACCAACCCCAACAUCACCAGUUUUAAGAGACAGCAAUCCAACAUUCAAUAGUAUGAUGGCAGAAACUUCAUUCACCUCAAUGAUGAAUGGUGCUAACAGUGCCCCAAGUGCACCAGUUUACGAGUUCCAUAGCAGCAAUUUAGAUAUCAAUUUCAAAUUCCUCGCCAGAUACACUUUAGAUGCUAAAGUUAAAAUUAUUCAAGAUUUAACAGAUCCAAAAUUCACAGUUUUAGUACCCGAUGCCUAUUCUAUUGAUUUAAUUGCACCAUCAAUGGAAGAAAGAAAAAUAUGGGUCGAAGAAAUAAACAAAAUUGUUGCAAUUUUCACAAAAAAUAAUUUAACUACACCACCACAAAUUCAAGAUAAUUAAUGGAUGUGAAUUUAUUAUUACACACAAUAUAUAGAAGGAGACUUAAUAAUAGAUCAAAACAAAACACAAAAAAAAACAUAAUCAACAAUAAAAAUAAUAUAAUUGUACUUUUAAAAU